AUGCCCAGUUUACUUCUCUUGCUCAUAAAUAUGCAUGGCUUCUCAGUUUCUUUCCUACUCACAACCACAACCUCAACAUUUCUUCAUAGUCUGUCAUCAAGGAAAUGUCGUCUGUCACAAAGUCAAUCAGAGGGUGGUUGGGUAGGAGUCAUGCUAACAUGGAGAAGAAUGAUAGUGACUACUACUGUACACCAGCAGCCAAGUUUGAAGGAGAUGGAGACGAUGAUGAUGGAGAUUACGAUUAUGCCCCUGCAGCAUAAUUUAGUUGAUGAACAUUUAACAUUAACUGUAGCAUGGUGA
Lactuca virosa is the source of this 300-nucleotide messenger RNA. Lineage: Eukaryota; Viridiplantae; Streptophyta; Magnoliopsida; Asterales; Asteraceae. The record is from the annotation of a GenBank genome assembly.